AUGUCGUCACACGAUUUAUUAAAUUAUUCGAUUAUGCAUAAUAAUACGAAAACCAAUCAUUAUUAUCAUAAUAAUACAAAUAUUGUAUCUUUACCACCUUUAACUCCUAUAAUAAAACAAUUGUCUGAGAAUCAUGAUCAUUCAUCCAUAGUUUUACCUCCUUUAACUAGAUUACCAUCUAAUUCAAACUUGAAUUAUAUUACUUCUACUACAUCAAUAGUAUCAAAUUCAUCUACUGGAACCACUACUCCAACCAAUACUAAUAGAUUAACUGAACAUAAUUUGUUACAUUUAAGUGAUUCAUUCAACAAACAAACUCCAACCACUUCUUCCACUUUCAGUAACAGUUCAAAUAAUCAUCAUGGUUUAGGAUUAUUAUCCUCGGCUAUCUCCUCCCUUCAAAGACUUCCAGCAUCUUAUCAUCACAUAAAACAAGUUGAUGAACCAAAAACCAAUCCUCCAUCAUUAACAUCAGCUAGUUCUGUUGGAUCUUUAUCUCCAGUAUCAUCACCAUCUAUGACUUCAGCUAGUUUAACUUCUAAAAUUACUAAAUCUCAUUCGAAUACUAGUAAUAGUUCUACUAAUAAAAGAAGACAAAGAUUAGGUCCAUCAUGUGAUUCAUGUCGUUUAAGAAAAGUUAAAUGUAAUGCUGAGAUUAUAAUAUUGGCUAAAUCUAUGGAAGAUAUCAAUCAAAAUCAAUUAAUUUAUCAAUAUAAUCUUUCAUCGGUUGAACUUGAAAGAUUAUUAAAUCAAUCUCAAGUGAUUACAAAAGUUGAUCAAGUUGAUAAUAAUGAAGAAAUCCAUUUAUUAAUUUCCAAUUCAAAAUUGAUUAAAUAUAAAUUCUGUAAUAGCUGUAAUUCAAAGGGAUUAAAUUGUUGUUUCUCCAAGGGUUUUACUAAAGAAGAUAUUAUGGUUAAUAAUAAGAAAUCUAAUACCAAUGCCAACAUCUCAUCUUCUAAUAAUGUCACUACUAUUCCAAUUAUUACUUCUCCUGUUAUUAAAAAGGAAAAACCAAUUAAAAUUGCUAAAAAGGUAAACUCUUCCCCAGUUAUCAAUAAUACCAAAACUAUUUCUUCGUUGACUGCUGCUUUAACUAAAUCCUUAACUGAAUCUUCUCCAAUCACUAAUAUCAUCAAUCAUCUUGAACCUCAACCAAUCAUUGAAGAAAAGGCUGUGUUGAUACCCGCAUCCCAUUCACCAACUAUUAGUUCAAUCUUAACUGACAAUAACUCAAAUCAAUCUUCAAAUAAUAAUACUACUAGAAAAUCAUCAUGUAUUUCUUGUAGAAAGAGAAAAGUUAAAUGUGUCUACAGUUCUGUGUUGAAUAAAUGUGAAGGAUGUUAUAAAAAGAAUCAUGAUUGUAAAUUCGAUGUUAACACAGUCAAACAAUUAAUCAACUAA
This is a messenger RNA of Scheffersomyces coipomensis, 1401 nucleotides long. It is a transcript of the gene SUT1, whose product is annotated as Sut1p. The record is from RefSeq and is a predicted model, not a curated record. The transcript has a single exon. Lineage: Eukaryota; Fungi; Ascomycota; Pichiomycetes; Serinales; Debaryomycetaceae. Gene Ontology annotation, cellular component: nucleus. The coding region runs from base 1 to 1401 and encodes 466 amino acids. Gene Ontology annotation, molecular function: DNA-binding transcription factor activity, RNA polymerase II-specific; zinc ion binding.